AUGUAAGCAGAUAAGAAAGAGUGGCCAGAAGCAAUUGGUAAAACAGUGGAUGAAGCUAAGUAAUUGAUUUUAGCUGACGAUGCCGAUAUUAUGGUGCAAGUGUUGGCUGAAGGAUCUCCCACAACCAGAGAUUUCAGAAUGAACAGAGUGAGAAUAUUCCACAAUGAUAAAAAUAUUGUUGUUUAAGCCCCAAGAAGAGGUUGA
This is a messenger RNA of Paramecium octaurelia, 204 nucleotides long. Lineage: Eukaryota; Ciliophora; Oligohymenophorea; Peniculida; Parameciidae. The record is from the annotation of a GenBank genome assembly.